AGUCCGAGUCCGAGUCCCGUCUCCGUUCCUGUCCCGUGCGCCGGAUCUUCAAUCCCUUGUAGCGGAUCCCGUCUCCGUCCCACUUGCGCUUACCUCAACCCUCAACCAACCGAGGGUAUUCCACCACCCAGAUCACCGACUACGAAAAAACAACCCUCCGUCGUCGUCGCCCCGCAAAGCGCAAUCCUCCUAGCCCACCAUGCAGCCCACUCGCAUCCUCCAAGGCCUUAAGUACCGCAAGUUGCGCCUGACCACCAAGGAUGUCAACAAGGGUUUCUACAAGGGUAACCGCACCGGUUCCAUGGGUACGCACACCAGCUACGGUACCUACAAGAUCGACUACACCAAGGUCCGCACCUAUGUGUGCCCGGAUCUGACCGGCUUCAAGCUCACCCCCUUCGUUUCCAAGACCAUCCGCCCCGUUCACGAUCAGUUCCCCGGCGACAAGCUCGGCCCCAAGAACCCCGCCACCUACCUUGCUCGCUGGAAGUCGGAGAACGGUCUUGAUUAAACGGUCGUCAUGCAAUCAUCGAGGGGAGGAGGAGGAGGACACUACGAUACCAGGCCCACAGCGAGGAAUGGAGCGAGGCUCACUCAACUAUCAAACUACCAACGCAAUAUAUACCCAAGUUCUGAUUACAUUCCGAAAGGCUGCCGACACAACCCGUUCGAUGCACGACGAGCCACUCUCCACUGUACAUUAUAUGACCUGACCACCAAGAAUCAACCACCUAGCAGCU
This is a messenger RNA of Neurospora tetrasperma FGSC 2508, 740 nucleotides long. RefSeq lists its product as uncharacterized. NCBI's taxonomy places the organism in Eukaryota, Fungi, Ascomycota, Sordariomycetes, Sordariales, Sordariaceae. Gene Ontology annotation, cellular component: mitochondrial large ribosomal subunit. Gene Ontology annotation, molecular function: structural constituent of ribosome. The transcript is spliced from 2 exons. Bases 200 to 511 code for a protein of 103 amino acids. The record is from RefSeq and is a predicted model, not a curated record. Gene Ontology annotation, biological process: translation.